AUGCAUCAAUUAGAUAUUGAAUUAUUAGAUAUUCUCGAAAAUGCUGUAAAUAAUGGAAGAAUAAAUUUAAAUAAAAAUAAAUAUAAAAAUAAUAAUUCUGCACGUUCUCGACCUAUUUAUUCUGCUAAAACUCAUGACAAGGAAGAAAUUGAUGAAUUUUCUUCAGGGGUAACUGGAUUUGCAUCUCUUCUUUUUCCUAUAGACUGGAGCAAUAGCAAUACUAUUAAUGUCUUAAUCGGAAUUGCUGUUGUUGUUACUCUUAUUGCAUUGGUUGGAUUAAUAGCUCUAUGCGUAUUUCGAUAUAAACAUCGAAGAAUGAGAAGGCACCGAGCAGAGCAAAUACGUCGUCGUCAUCAACAGCAUCAACAACAAGCUUAUCGUAUAGGAGGUGUUGGUGGAGGUUUUCACUCAGCAGCUGGAUUACUUGCUGCCGUUAAUGGAGCUAAAGCAUCUUCUAAUUAUUCAACACAUUUCGAUAAUGGAGGUGCUUUAAAUAGCAGUGGUGGAAUAUUUAAUACAACGGGCCAUUCUUGUUUAUUUGGAAGCAAUAAUAAUUUCUAUAUACCCUCUAAUUCAUCGGGGACAUUAUUGCGAGCUAGUCAUUUUGAACGAGGAAGCAAAUUAUAUGAAUCACAGGCAAGCUUAUUAAUUUUUUGGCAAAACAUUACUUGA
Messenger RNA from Meloidogyne enterolobii, 672 nucleotides. NCBI's taxonomy places the organism in Eukaryota, Metazoa, Nematoda, Chromadorea, Rhabditida, Meloidogynidae. The record is from the annotation of a GenBank genome assembly.